GCACAAAAAGUGAUAUCCAAAACGCCCGUUAGCUUUGCUUCGAUCCCAGCUGAUGAACUUGGUACGUCGAUAUUGUAUCGGAACGAUUCAGGGCGACGGGUCUCGGCAAAUGGAGCACAUGAACUAUUGAAACGAGGUGUUUUCAUCACUAAGAUCUUGUCGUUAUCUAGUUCUGGCUUGGGUCUCAUUAUGGUACCUGUCCUCUCCUCUUACCUAUGGGCUGCUGCAUCUGAGCAACCUUCGAUGAUGUUGUUCGUUAUCGUUUCAAACACAUUUUUGACGUUACUCUCGUUAACACCGUUACUGCUGCAAUUUUUGGUGAAGCGUUUCAUUGUCGAUAUUUAUUACAAUCAUAAAACAAAGAUAUUCACGAGCGUUCAUUACGGAUUUCUGCUGAAUAAACGAGCAUUACGAUUCACUUGUGAGGAUGUCGUUGAUGCCGCGCGAUCGCCUGAUAUCAACAAACUUUGGUUACCGUUGGCCACUGUAUUCGUUCACAAGAAACCUCUGCUUUUAUCACUCGAUUCGAAUUCGUAUACCGAUCCAAAUGUCUUCGCUAUGUUGACUAAAAAUGUGAAUAUCCCACCAGGUAGUGAUUAA
This is a messenger RNA of Anisakis simplex (herring worm), 600 nucleotides long. The record is from the annotation of a GenBank genome assembly. NCBI's taxonomy places the organism in Eukaryota, Metazoa, Nematoda, Chromadorea, Rhabditida, Anisakidae.